AUGCUGGAGAGUAUGAUAAAGAAGCCCCGCCCCACCCGUGCGGAGAGCAGUGAUGUCGCUAACGCCGUCCUGGAUGGAGCCGACUGCAUCAUGUUGUCAGGAGAGACGGCCAAGGGUCUGUACCCGGUGGAGGCCGUUCACAUGCAGCAUGCGAUCGCCCGGGAGGCAGAAGCCGCCAUCUAUAACCAGCAGCUGUUUGAAGAAUUGCGCAGAUUGACGCCUCUGACUCAGGACCCGACUGAAGUGACGGCCAUUGGCGCGGUGGAGGCCUCCUUUAAAUGUUGUGCUGGAGCCAUCAUUGUUCUCACCACGUCCGGCAGGUCGGCGCAGCUUCUCUCCCGUUACCGUCCUCGCGCCCCCAUCAUAUCGGUAACACGUAACCAGCAGGUGGCGCGUCAGGCUCACCUCAACCGCGGGGUGUUUCCUGCCUUGUACCGGGAGCCGCAGCUGGAGGUCUGGGCAGAUGACGUGGACCGGAGGGUGCAGUUCGGGAUUGAGAUCGGGAAGGUGCGCGGUUUCCUCCACAAGGACGACGUUGUGAUUAUCCUGACCGGCUGGAGACCCGGAGCGGGUUAUACCAAUAUGAUGAAGGUGGAGAGGGUCCCCUAGAGGGGGUGCCGCCAUCUGUCCUAGACCCCCGGACCCCCUAACAUUUCACAAUAAACAUUCCUUUG
Messenger RNA from Hyla sarda, 674 nucleotides. Its product is annotated as pyruvate kinase PKM-like. The record is from RefSeq and is a predicted model, not a curated record. Gene Ontology annotation, biological process: cellular response to insulin stimulus; glycolytic process. Gene Ontology annotation, cellular component: cytoplasm. Gene Ontology annotation, molecular function: pyruvate kinase activity; magnesium ion binding; potassium ion binding. Lineage: Eukaryota; Metazoa; Chordata; Amphibia; Anura; Hylidae.